AUGGAACGACCCCGCUCUCUGAACAAAUCUCAAGAUGCCGCUGUCGCUGCUAUCCUCGGCUCGGAGUUCGUGCGUGUCAUCCUCCGAUCGGAUCCUCUUUUCGGGGAUGGUUAUGGCGCCGUCAGCGCUUGGGCGACGCAACGCAAGCGCCAGCUUUUCAAUGAGGAUCCCUUAUUCUGGAGUGGUAUUCUCGAGUCUGAAAAGAAAUAUUACCGUCAGAUCGUCGACCGCAGAUUCCGUAACUAUUACAAUGCUUUGAGGGUUGCUUCCUUAGAGGGGCAAGCCGCGGCGAACGCAGGGAACUAA
Peniophora sp. CBMAI 1063 is the source of this 306-nucleotide messenger RNA. NCBI's taxonomy places the organism in Eukaryota, Fungi, Basidiomycota, Agaricomycetes, Russulales, Peniophoraceae. The record is from the annotation of a GenBank genome assembly.